Messenger RNA from Besnoitia besnoiti, 2724 nucleotides. Its product is annotated as putative sortilin. Gene Ontology annotation, biological process: post-Golgi vesicle-mediated transport. Lineage: Eukaryota; Apicomplexa; Conoidasida; Eucoccidiorida; Sarcocystidae. Gene Ontology annotation, cellular component: membrane; Golgi apparatus. Gene Ontology annotation, molecular function: protein binding. The coding region runs from base 1 to 2724 and encodes 907 amino acids. The transcript has 13 exons. The record is from RefSeq and is a predicted model, not a curated record.
AUGCAGUGGUGCGGAGAAGACCAUCGAACGAUUUUGCUCAAGUCGCGUCGCGGGCGUCUGUAUCGUUCGAAGGACGGCGGCAAGACGUGGACGGAGAUCACGGACGUGCUGAAGCCGUCGGAGUCCAGCAAGGAGCCGGUGGCGGUCGAGUCGAUCAUGAUUUCGCCGGUGGACAAGAAUAUCGUACUGAUUGUGGGCUCGAAGCGGAACCACUUCAUCUCCGAGGACAGCGCAACGACAUUCCGCCGCCUCAAGUACAAGAGCACAAUUCACAACUUCCACUUCCACCCGACGCGGCCAAAGCUCGCGAUCUUCUCGGCUUGGACCGACGCCUGCUACUCGGGGCGCAGCGGCGACUCCGGCGGCUCCCAGGACUGCAAUCACCAACUCUUCUACACGCGCGAUCUGGGCCGAACCUUCAAACUCGUCGCCGACUACGUCGUCCAGUUCUCCUGGGGCGACAAGAAACUCGGCAACACGGACCACAUCUUCUUCACGCAACACCGCGGCCGCUCCGGUGACCAGCCGCGAUAUGGAGGAUGGUCGAAGAACGUCGACUUGAUGUACACGCCUGACUUCGGCACAACGGUCACGCGGCUGGUCUACCGCGGGAACAAGUUCCUUCUCUCGAACGGCUACUUCUUCGUCGCCAAGGUCAAAGACGCGGCCCGGCAGACCGUCUCGCUCCUCGUCUCGACAGACGGAGGCAAAUCCUUCCAGAUGGCGAAGUUGCCUGUAGAAAUCGAGGAGAGAAGCUACACGGUGCUGGACACGUCGGAGGACGCGAUCAUGUUGCACGUUAACCACGGCCACGACCAUAGCAAAAACACGGGGAACGUCUACAUUUCGGACGCGAAGGGCUUGCGCUACUCUUUGUCGCUGCCGAACAACAUCCGCACCAGCACAGGCGAGUGCGAGUUCGACAAAGUCCUGUCGCUCGAGGGCGUGUAUCUGGCGAACUUCAAAGACACGAUUGAGGACUCUGUGCCGGGCCUCGGGGGCCGCGCGACGGGCGCCGCAGCGGACUUAAGUCAGCCCGACCGCACCGGCGAGCGGCUGACGGAGGAGGAGAUCGAGGAAGAAGCUGAGGGUUUCCAAGUCGACCUCGAAAAGAAGCACCGCAGUGUGACCACGCGCAGCAGACAGGAGGAAGUCGUCAGAACCGUGAUCUCCUUCGACAAGGGCGGCGUCUGGUCCUACCUGAAGGCGCCGAAAGUCGACAGCCGCGGCCAAAAGAUCGACUGUCACCCCGACCACUGCUGGCUCCAUCUCAACGGCAUCACGCGCUUCAACGAAUUCGCCCCCUUCUACUCGGUCGAAAACGCAGUCGGCAUCAUCAUGGGUACCGGAAACAUCGGCAGCUACCUGCGCACCGAAAAAGAAGAGGCGAACACGUAUCUCUCGCGCGACGGAGGCGUGACUUGGAUCGAGGCACACAAGGGCGCGUUCAUCUACGAGAUGGGCGACCACGGCGGCCUGCUCGUCAUGGCUGACGACACCAAGAAGACGAACCAGGUGGUUUUCAGCUGGAACGAAGGCCAGAGCUGGUACGAUUUCGAGCUGGGGUCUGCGCCGCUCUUCGUGGACAACAUCGUCAUCGAGCCAAACGCCUCGAGCGUCGAGUUCCUUCUCUACGGCAAGCGGGAAGGCGACACAGCCGGCGUUCUGUUCCAUCUCGACUUUGGCGCGCUCAACCAGCAGCAGUGCAAGGGCAUCUGGGCAGCCGACUCGGUCAGCAGCGACUACGAGACGUGGAGCCCCUCAGACGGCCGCAGCGGAGGAGAGCGCUGCAUUUUGGGCAAGCACGUCACGUACACGCGCAGAAAGCAGACGAGCGAGUGUUUCAACGGCCGCGAUUUCGACCGCCCCAAGGUCUCGAAGGUCUGCGCGUGCACGAUGGAGGACUACGAGUGCGAGUUUGGCUUCACCCGCGCGAUCGGGUCCUCGCAGUGCGUCCCCACGGACGCGGCUGCAGCUGCCGCUGUGACGGCCGCUGGCCUCUCGCAGUUCGCCGACGACGCGGACGCCGCCGCGGCUGCCGCGUGCACUUCCUCCUCUUUCUUCUACACCUCGGCCUACAGAAAGGUUCCUGGCGACGUGUGCGAAGGCGGCUGGGUUCCGGAAAAGGUCGCCGUCCCGUGCCCCGCGCACUCUCCAGUGAGCAAGGGAGGGAAGACGGUCCUGCUGCUGCUUUUCGCGAUCGUGGUUGUCAUGGUGCUGAUCAACUACUUGGCUAAGACUGGAAAGCUGAAGAAGUUUUUCCGCAACGCAGGCUUUGACACCUUCGCGAACGUCUCGUACGGCCUCGUGGGUGGGGGCGUGGGGGGCGGCCCCGGUGGCUGGCUUGACCAGGAGGCGGGCGAAGGCCGCAGAGGGGGCGAGGAGCUCGGCGACCGCUCCAAAUACGAACCGGAGUUGGGGUUCAUCGACGCAGAACAGGAUGAGAACGAAGAAGACGCGCCGACCCUGAUGACUUACAGCAGCGGCUCGGGAGGCGCGGGCGCGUCUUCGCGGUCUCCGUCGGCGCCGCAGCCGCGCGCGCCGAGAUCGGCCCGUGACGAGAGCGACUUCGACUUCGAAGACUCGGGGCGCCCGCUGUUCCCUUCCCACGUCAGCUCUCGGGAGACUGGCAGCUCGCUGCACUCGCGCGGCGCAGGCGACAACGAGCCGAUUCCUCGUCUCGCGCCUCCACGCUUCGACGAGGAUAACGUCGAACUUCUUUAA